Molecule: messenger RNA, 6123 nt
Organism: Rhopalosiphum padi (bird cherry-oat aphid)
Lineage: Eukaryota; Metazoa; Arthropoda; Insecta; Hemiptera; Aphididae
Product: protein piccolo-like
Exons: 12
Coding region: 275-5290 (1671 amino acids)
Biological process (GO): protein dephosphorylation; negative regulation of protein kinase activity
Molecular function (GO): protein serine/threonine phosphatase activity
Source: RefSeq, a predicted model, not a curated record
ACAAUUGUUUUGGACGCACUGUUUGUUUUUUUACUGGGCGCUUGUUUUUCAGUCUUUUAUUUUUACCGCAAAUUUGCAAAAGAAAAUUACUGUUGUUACUUGUUAAUUUGUUUUAACUCUCAUUUUUAUUUUUCAUCAAAUCGCAACACUCUAUUAUAGUAACUUAAAUAAAAUCUAACGUAACUUAGUUUCCAUAUAUUUUUAUAAAUUGAUACCUAUUUUUUAUCCGAGCAAUGUGAAUAAUUCCUACUGUUUGAUCCCAAUAAGUUUCACUAUGGAUGAGCGCUGGCAAAUAUUUUUUGACAAAUUUCCAGAGACAGUAACUAGUGAACAGUUACCUGUUAAAUUACCUAGAUUUGACUUGGAUUUAUGUGAAUUAGCUGGAGCAGCAGCCGACUGGUGUCAUCAGUAUUUGAAGGACAGAAAAUGUCCUAGUGAUCUCAUUGUAUUUUUAACUCAAAAAAUUAUAAACAAUCUCAGAGUCCAGUGGGCAGCCGAACCAAAGUUAUUUGGAUACCGACCUGAAAAGGAGGAUUAUCAAGCAUUAUGGUUAAUGCAGCGAGUUAUUGGAGAAUUGAAUGAAGUUUGUUUAAAUCAUGCUACUGUUAUUCCAUAUCAUAAACCUAUAUCAACUCCAGUGUGGUGGUCAUCAUUUGUGUUAAAAAAUACCAGAAGACAAAUGGAAGAUUAUAUAUCAGUUGUUCCUUAUUUGCAUACAUUGUUUGAUGUUAAGGCUUUUGGUGAAGCUUCUUUUUAUGCGGUAUAUGAUGGACAUAAUGGUUUAGAUGCUGCUGUUUAUAGUUCAAUGUAUUUACAUCAAUUUUUAGUACAGUCAGUGCACUAUCCAACUGAUCCAGAACACGCACUAUAUGAAGCAUUUUUUGCUACAGAUAAAGGCUUUACACAAAAAACAGAAAAAUAUAAUUUAGUAAGUGGCACAACUGCUGUUUGUGCAUUAUAUAGGCAACAAGAGAAAAAACUUUAUGUAGCAUGGGUUGGUGAUUCAAUUGCUACAUUGUGGAAAAAUGGAACUCCUUUAAGUUUGGUAAACAAACAUGUUCCAGAAAGAUAUGAUGAAGCUCAAAGAAUAGAGAAUGAAGGUGGAAUCAUAUCAAAAUGUCAAGGUAUUUGGCGUGUAGAUGGUCAGUUGGCAGUAUCUAGAGCUAUAGGUGAUGUUAAAUACAAACCACAUAUUACAUGUCAACCAGAGAUGAGAUCAUUAGUUUUAGAUGGAAAUGAAGAAUUUCUAGUACUGAGUAGUGACGGUUUUUGGGAGUAUGUAACAUCUGAAGAUGUAGCAGAAACUAUUUACAACGAAUUGCUUGAAACCGACGGUAACGUAUCCGAAGUUUGCAAUAAGCUUGUUUUCAAAUCUAAGGCGCAAGGAUCUAAGGAUAAUAUAUCAGUGAUAACGGUAUUUCUACAGGAUCCCAAGCAGCUAGUAGCCAAAAGAAGGGCUAUUAUAAUGGAAACAGCAAUGGAACCGAGAAACGCAACUGAAACGCUCACGUCAUACGGUCAAGAUACCGGUGAUUUUGGUCCUGAAACUGAUGUGGACACACCCGACGAGCCAAUCGGUUUGAUCAAACCUAAAGAAGAAGGAGAAGCCAACGUAAUUGACGAAAGUGGAGAAGAAUCCGAAGAAGACGGUGGUGGAUGGAACUACUACAAAAAACCAACUGAAGACGCGGGAAUAAAGACGUACCAAGAGGACGUCAACAGCACGAGCAAUAAUUCUGACGCCGAGGACAUGGAUUACAAACUGAAUCCAGAUGCCCCAGAGUUUGUGCCAGUAUCUUCACCACCAGCGUCUACGAUGAACCAUGCUCAACGUCUCCUUAACAUGGAUAAUGAUGAUUUUAUUUCAUCAUCACCACAAAAGUUUAAAGAUUUAGACAAUGUAGUUGUGCCUGAUGAGAAUGACUUCACCAAUGAAAUUAAAGUUCACGCAGCAGACUUGUCUAAGCUCAACAAUCCUUAUGAGCCCAAUGAUGAUUCUACCAUGCUGAACGGCAUUAAACCUUUAAAUGAUGAAGAAGUGACUAGUCAUGGUGCAACUAUUGAUAAUUUCAUUUUUCAAAAUGAACUUAUUACCAAUGGUAAUUCAGAUGAAUAUAAAAAUCCAUUCGUUUCGGAUGAUAAAGAUGAUUUAAACAAAGUUCAAGAUUUGUCUGAAUACCAGAAUGAUGAUGCUCAAAUUCAUAAUACAGAUCCAUUUGUAUCAGUAAUGGAAUCGUCCAAAAAUAAUGAAUUUAAUUUGACAAGUGGUGUUAAUGAAUCACAAAAUGAAUCUGAUCUUAAAUUAAAUAAUGAUUUCUCAAUGGUGAAACAUGAAGAGGAUAUGAAUUCACAAAAUAUUGAUGACACAAUCAAUACUACAAAUGCAACAGUUGGUUCAACUUUACAAUUUGAUGAUGAAUCUUUUAAACAUAGUGAUAAUUUUAAAAAUGACUUUUUGGAUAAUAGUCAAAUUGAUAAAUAUGCCCAGUACGAAGAUCGCAAAUUCAAUGACAGUGAAAGCACAACUGAUGCUGUUUUGGGUUCAGAACCUCAUACUCCAAUGCUUAUGGAUAAUCAAUCAACUUUUGAGUCUGAAAAUGAUGAUGAUCAAUUUUGUGAAACAUUCAAACGACAAACACAGUUAAAUCAUUUUGAUGAAAAUAAUGACAAGGAAAAUCAUGAUCCUUUCUGUUUUGAUCAAACUGAAGAUCCCGCUGGAAUAAUACCUAAUGUUACUCAUGAAGUUGAUGAAAUGCAUCAUAAUAGUGACAGUGUUAUUAUGCCUAAUGAAAGCAUAAAUGAACAUCAGGUAUCCGAAUCAUUAAAACAUGAACCUGUAGAUGAACCUUUAUGUAUAAGGGAGGAAGCUAAACCUUUCCAUUCUGUGUAUGAACAACAAUAUUUGCCGGAAUCCGAUUUCUCAGCUAGCAUUCAUGAAGCUUUAUUAAACGCAACUGAAAAUGAAUCAAGAAAUCAAGAGGUUGAUGAUAAUAUUGAUCAUCUUGAAUCACACAAUAUUGUUGAUAGUCAUGUAGAAGUAAGACAUGAGUACAUAGAACAUCAAAAACUUAAUGAAGAUUUAGAAAAACAAAAUCCAGAAUUUAAUGUUCCAAUUCAUACAGAUGAUAGAAAGUAUGAUGUAGAAGAUCUUGAACAAGAAUUUCAACCUGGAAAUACAUUCAAUUUUGAAUAUGAAAAUAACAGUGUAAAUUCAGUACAAACUGAAAAUUUAGAGCCAAAACAUAAUUAUGUAGAUGAUGAGCCCGAGCUUGUUAAAGAUGUCAAACAUGAAGAUCAUGGCAUUAAUAUUAUCCAAAACCACCACGAUGAUUUUGAAAUUAUAAAUAAUACUGAAAAUGUUGAACAUAAUGAUGUUGCUAAAAUAAUACAAGAAAAUAUAGAAGUUCCAAAAGAAGAUCAAUAUGAUGUUUCAACUAUUCAAGAUUCUGCAGAAAGUUUUGAACAAAACUAUGAUAAUAAUGUUACUGAUAUAAUUACUAAUAAUACAGAACACUCUAAACAAGAAGAGGAAUUCAUUGUUGAAACUAUUAAAAACUGUGAAGAAGUUAUCGACAAAACUGGACAGAUUCAAUCAGAAGAUAUUGAGCAAAAAUAUUUUAAUAAUGUUUCUGAAAUGCAACUUAAUCAAGUUGACAAUUUAAAACAAGACCUACAUAAUGAAGAAGUUGAAAAUAAUCAUAUUGAAGAUUUUAAACAAGCGUUACAUAAUGAAGAAUUUAAAAAUAAUCAUAUUGAAGGUUUUAAACAAGACUUACAUAAUGAAGAAUUCGAAAAUAAUCAUAUUGAAGGUUUUAAACAAGACUUACAUAAUGUAGAAGUUGAAAAUAAUCAUAUUGAAGAUUUUAAACAAUACCAAGGUGUUUCAGAAGUUGAAAAUAAUCAUGUUGAAGAUUUCAAACAAGAACAAGAAAUUGCUGAUGAAUUUGUAAAGAAGCACAGUGAAGAUUUACAACAAGAAAAUGAAUCCAUUCAAAAUCAUACAACAGAUAGUGAUGAAGAAAUGCAAUCAUCGAUGAUAAUUCAUUCUGAUGUGGAAAACAAUAUGCCACAACCAUACUGUUCGGCAUCUGAUACGUUAAUAAAUGAAUCCAAUAUGAUGUGUACUAGCAUGACAUUUGAAGAGAAUUUCCAGAACAGAAACAUGAGUGAUUCAUUGUACGUAAUGGAAACAAGUGCAGAUUAUUUUGAUGAGGAUGUUCAACCAACCACACAACUUGACAAACCUAUUGAUAAGCCUGAAGUUGAAGAACUGUCAGAUAUUAAUAACAAACUUGAAGAUCAAGUACAAAAUAAAAAUGAUAUUGUUACUGAAUCAAACCACGAAAUAGUAAAUGAACCUAAGAUAGAAAUCAAUCCAGAAUCAACUGAAAAGAUUCCAACUUCCCAGGAUUGUGUAGAAAAAAAUGAUAUCCAAGAUGAAAGUAACAAGGUUGCCGAAAUUGCAGUUGCGGCAGCUGUUGGUACUGCUGCUAUUGCAGCUGUCACUGGUGCCAGCUUAGCUUCUAAGAAAUCUGCCCCUAAAAAGAUAGAGACAACUUUAUCUAAAACUAAAACAACAACCGCAAAAACUGCUCCAACUAAACCAUUAGCCUCAAAACCAUUAGCCUCUACUCUUAAAAAAACUACUUCAUCUACAACAACAUCAAAACCAUUAUCAAGACCAACCACUGCUACUUCUUCUAAGCCAACAACUAAUGUUCGACCAACCACUGCUCCAAAAUCUACGUCUUUAAAAGCAACAACUGUCACUAAAGCUUCUCCAAAACCAGCUCCCAAAACCACAAUUCCUGCCUCCCGGCCAAUAUCAGCCAAAACAACACCCACUACACCACGAACAACUUUGACUAAAACAACACCAAUAUCAUCACCCAGAACACCUACAACUCCAAAAACAACUACAGCUGCUACAAAGUCAACAGCUACAACGCCAAAAACAAAUGCCACACCACGGACGUCUUUGGCUAACAAACAACCACUUACUAAUGGUUCACCUAAACCUUUAAGUCGUCCAACGUCUGCUCCAAUAAAGAAACCGUUAACUAGCGUGACAACAAAUGGUACCACAAAAUUAACUAAUGGCGACAUAUCAAAAACAUCUACUACAACAAAGCCACCAGUCACUUUAGCAUCAAGAAUGAGUUUAGCGCCUCCAAAGUUGCCUCCAAAAGUAAAGGUUGCACCUAAAACUGUAGCACCACCAGCGAUGCCAGGGCCAAUCAGAAGACCCAAAGCUCCCAUCACAAAAAAGACUGAGACGGCCACUUCCUAAAUUUGAUGUAUUAUCAUGUUUAAAAAAAAAAGAAGAAAAAAAAUUACAUAACUUAUAGUUAUUUUAUAAAAUUUGAUUUAUUAUUAUUAUUAUUAUUAUUUUUUAUCGUGUUUAAUUUUUGUGAUUUUUAAAACAUUGCUCUGCUAAAUAUUUGUAAAAAAAAUUAAUUUAUAUUAGCGGUUUAAAAAUUGAAGUUAUUCGCUUUUUAGCAACACUAUUGAAAUACAAAAAAAAUGUAUGUUUUAUGAUUUUUAUGUUUAAGUGAUACAUUAUUUAUACUUAUUUAUCAAGAAACCUACAAACAUUUUAUACGUAAGUUUUUAGUUAAAAAGUAUUAUUUUUUAUUGAUAAAAAUUAUUUUUACCUAUAGUACUGAAAAACAUCUGUUAACUAGGUUAAAUUGAGCUUUAAAUGUAAUCUUUAUCUAGGUGCUAUAAUUUUAAUUCAAACCUAAUUUAACAAUUGAACAUCAUAAUUUUUUUUUUAUGUUUACCUAUUUAUUUUUGUGUAUGUUUUUAAAAGUCUCACCUUUAUUUUUUUAAAUAUUUUUCUAUGUAUGUAAAAUUUCCAAUUUCACAUAUUAUUUAUUCAUAUUUAUACUUAUUUGGCCUAGAUUAUUAUUUUCAUUAUAAUAUCCUAUUCUCCCCACGCUUAGCUAUUAUUACCUAAUUUUAAAAUGUAUGAAUGUUAUGUUAGCAAAACAUAUUAUUUAGGCUAAAUUAAUAAUAUUAACAAUAUUAUUAUCCAUACAUGGCAUGUUUUUAUUUACCGUAUUUUUUAUUGAAAUUGACAAAAAUUAUGUUUUAUAUCAUAAAUAAAAAAAUAAAAAGGUA